Messenger RNA from Chlamydomonas reinhardtii, 1554 nucleotides. RefSeq lists its product as uncharacterized. Bases 137 to 1207 code for a protein of 356 amino acids. The transcript has 6 exons. Lineage: Eukaryota; Viridiplantae; Chlorophyta; Chlorophyceae; Chlamydomonadales; Chlamydomonadaceae. The record is from RefSeq and is a predicted model, not a curated record.
GCUUCACCUGCAGCACCGUACGACAGUUGCUCCCAUCUGCCCCAUGUGAACCUGCAGUUGAACAGGACCCUUUCGCUUGGUUAGCCUGUAACUCGUGACGCACUUGCGUUGAAUCCGGUCACAUAUCACUUCAAAAAUGGCGCAAACUGCCCCGGCUCCGCGGCCCAAGAGGGUAGAGAGCAAAAAUGUAUCGAUGCGGCCCGUGUACAGUGCCCUGAUUGUAGCGUUGAUCAUCGGAGGCUCCCGGUACAUGAACCAGAAUAUGACUCGCAUCGACUUCACCAACUGGACGGGCGGCUGGGAUAGCAAGGCGCGCGAUGGCAAGCGCCUCACCGUGCUUACCCGCUCCAGUUCCACGGGCGGGCAGUAUUUUGAGGUGAACGUGUUCUGCUCGCCCACCGCGGAGGCCUUCCACAAGGGCAAGCCCUGCAGCGGCCCCAUGCUGAGCCACGACCACCAGACCGUGGAGCUCACAGCACUGAGUGGCAAGGUGGUUUUGUCCAUCAACGGAACUGAGACGGAGCUGGAGCUAGGCCACAAGAUGGUGCUGCGCCCAGGCACGCCGUACCUCUAUUACAACGGCGGCUCGGGACCCAUUGAGGCCAACCUGCGUGUGAGCCCGGGCGCUCCGGAUGAGCGCUACCUGGAGACGCUCAUUGGCCUGGCGCGGCAGAACGAGGGCUUGAGCAAGACCAACCCCAUCCAGCUGUUCCUGGUGUACGCCGACAACGCCAUGACACUGCAUGACAUGCCUCAGAGCGUGUGGAAGAUCGCUCGGGCCGUGGUGAUCCCUCUGGCCAAGGCCAUGGGCUUCCAGUCCCGCUACGACAAGUACACAACCAAGGCCGGCGAGCCGGAGCCCGUGGUGUGGCCGGCGGCGGCGCCAGCAGCCGUGGCAGAGGAGGUGAAGGAGGAGGCAGUCAAGGUGGGGGAGGCGAAGGUGGAGGACGCGAAGGAGGCGGAGCCGGCGCCAGCUGAGGCGGCUGUGGAGGAGGUGGCGGAGGCGGAGCCGGCGGCGGAGGCGGAGCCAGCUGCGGAGGCAGAGGUGGCGGCAGAAGCGGAGCCAGCGGCGGAGGCGGAGGUGGCGGAGGCGGAGGUGGCGGCGGAGGCGGAGGUGGCGGCGGACGCGCCGGAGGUGGCGGCGGAGCUGGAGGUGGCGGCGGGGCUGGAGGUGGCGGCGGAGGGUGACCAGGGGGAGACGGCGUAAAAUAGCGCUCCAGGGGCGCGCCAACCGGACGUCACAAACCUGUGUUGGUGUGGCGUUACUUUGAGAACGGCACAACAUCGUUGCGUGCUAUUUUGCUGCUGGUGUAUCUGCAUUGUUUCGGGAAUCGGUGUUACGUCUAAGCUAGUCACCAAUCAAGCCUGUGUGGAGUGAGCGCGUCCACACGGAUUGCGGGGAACGCGCGCUUGAGGCGCCCUGUGCGGCCGUCCGUGCCGUGAGGUGGCCAUAGACGCUACUGGAGGAGCAGGAGACGGAGCUUGGAGGACUGCUGGGCCGAGCACCGUGCAACCCAGUGUCGGUGACGCUGGGACCUGUAAGCUCGGACGAGC